Messenger RNA from Aspergillus calidoustus, 1611 nucleotides. Lineage: Eukaryota; Fungi; Ascomycota; Eurotiomycetes; Eurotiales; Aspergillaceae. The record is from the annotation of a GenBank genome assembly.
AUGUCGGUCUUCUUCUCAAGCAUCUCGGAGACCAACCCCGUCAAGCCCGGAGAUGCCGAGGCUCUCCUCGCGCCUCUUGGCCUCACCAUCUCACCCUCCGAGUCUCGCGACUUCCACACCCUCCUCGCUGCCCUACACGACUGCGCCGAGAAUGUCCUUGCCCUCCCCGAUUACCAACCCAAAUCCGACCAGACCAGAUACCCGCGCGAGAACGUGCGUCGGUGCAGCGAGGAAGAACAGGCAUUUGGCCAAGCAUGGGCUCACAAAUUUCUGAUCCGGGGAAAUCCCAACGGCGGGCCCCUGGCUGGGAAGUCGGUUAGUCUCAAGGAUGUCAUUGCUGUAGCUGGUGUGCCGCAGUUACUCGGGAGCGACGCAACGCCGGCGUGGACACCAAUAACCGAUGCGACGGUCGUGACACGGGUGCUUGAUGCUGGCGCAAGUAUUGUGGGAACGUCAACGUGUGAAAGCUAUUGUCAUUCGACUUCUUCGUAUACAAGUGCGCAGGGGGUAGUUGAGAAUCCGCAUGCGGUGGGGUAUUCAGCCGGGGGGAGCACAUCUGGUGGAGCGGCGUUGGUUGCGGGUGGGUUGGUGGAUAUCACUAUUGGAGGUGAUCAGGGAGGAAGUAUCCGAGUUCCUGCGGCUCUAUGUGGUUGUGUUGGCGUUAAGCCGACGCAUGGGCGAGUCCCCUUCACAGGGAUAUCGAGUGGAGAUGCCCUGGUUGACCACGCUGGCCCACUUGCUCGAACGACACUUGAAGCCGCUGCAUGUUUGGAUGUUAUCAGCGGGUAUGAUGGCAUAGACGACCGCUCACUAGCAAGCCCGGCUCCAGGGUCGACGAGAUUUGCAGCAGCGCUCCAACAGGGCCCCGGGCGGCUCGAUGGCUUCCGGGUCGGGAUACUCAAGGAAGGAUUCGAACAUAUUCUAGUAGAUGCCCGCGUCAAGACACUUGUUUCCAAUGCCGCCAGGAACCUAUCAAGUCUCGGCGCAACCGUUGAAGAAGUCUCACUGCCAGACCACGUCCACGGACCAGCACUCUGGACCAUCCUUUCGCGCAUCGCCGGCACACAGACACUGCUCGGUCACAAUACCGGACGACGCGGACUAUGCAUGACAGAGGCCGAGCAGGGCAGACUACCCUGGACAGACGAAGGCUUCCAGCGCGCAUUUCCUUCCACAAAGAACGUUUUGAUAAACGGGCUCUAUCUAAUGUCUCAUUUCCCCAACAUCUACGGAAGGGCAUUGAAUAUUGGACGUCAAGUGAGCGACAAAUAUCAGUCAUUGUUUGAGAAGUACGAUGUGGUGGUAAUGCCCACCACUCCUGUCGUGGCACCCAGGCAUGGGAAACGGGGUCUGCCAAUAGAGUCACUCCAGCCUAGCAUGGGGAUGACCGUCAAUACCGCCGUCUUUAACGUAACGGGCCAUCCGGCGAUGACUAUCCCCGUUGGAUUUGCCCCGGCCAAGGACGAUGAGCGGGUUAUGCUGCCUGUUGGGAUGCAGAUUGUCGGGGGCUUGUGGCAGGAGGAGAAGAUACUGCGCGUUGGACAUGCGUGGGAAAGUCACUUUGACUGGAGGAAGAUCCCUUGUUCUGAGAUGAAGACUAGCAAGAUAUAG